GGUGACGCACAGAAGUAGCAGCAUUUCAAGUGAGCAUUAAGACGACACACAGUCAAAUAUUUCUAGUUGAGACUGAACAAACAACUGGUGGAGUUCUGAAAACCAGCCCAACUGGUGGACUAUCCUCUUGAGACUCAGUUUGGUCAAUACUAGGAACAACUGGACCUGUAUUGUUACUGAUAGUGACAGAAAAUCAGGCUGUCACAGAUGCCUUUAGUGCAUGAUUGAGGGCAUAUGAUCUUGAAAUUAUUUUUACUUUCUUCCAAGAGACAUCAGUUAUUUAAAUUUUCCUCUGUCUUUGUCUCCUGAGUUUGGUGGAAAUAUUUUCUCCGCUUACCUUCUUAAAGCUGAUAAAAAAAAUAGCCUGCAUUUUCAUUGAAGAUAGAAAGUGCGGCACACUGGGGUUUGUCCUGAGAGAUUACAAGAAGAAUGCUGGUCCCGGGUGCACUAGGGCAGGAUGGAGUUGUGUUGGCAGUGCACGUCAGCUGCUAGAUGGUUGUCGUUGAUGCUGCUAUGGCAGUGGGCAGUGCUGGGUCGUCUCGGCUGGUUUUUGGUUCUUGCUGCUGCUCCAGAUCAGCAUGCCACCUCCACAAAUGCUGCCAGGGCAGACGGGCACCUGGAGUGGCUUCUCUUUGACAGGGGACCUUUUCACCGCUCCCCAGAGUAUACCGACUUUAAGGAAAGGUUCCAACAAGGCUUCACCACCAGAUACAAGAUCUACAGAGAGUUCAGCCACUGGAAAGUGAACAAUUUGGCUGCAGAACGGCGGGACUAUUUUAAGGCCCCCCUACCCCUGACCCCCGAGUUCAUUCGUAAUCUGAGACUGCUGGGACGCCGGCCCAGUCUGCAGCAGAUCAAUGAAAACCUGAUCAGGAAAUACGGGACCCACUUUCUGGUGUCGGCCACACUAGGAGGAGAAGAAUCACUUACUAUAUUUUUGGAUAAGCAGAAGUUGAGCCAAAAAGCGGAAGGCAAUGGCAACAGUUCAGCUGCAACUCUGGAGACCCUGCAUCAGCUGGCAGCCUCUUAUUUUAUUGACAGGGAGAGUACGCUAAGAAGACUGCACCAUCUCCAGAUAGCAACCUCCGCCAUCAAGGUAACAGAAACCAGGACUGGACCUCUAGGAUGCAGUAAUUAUGACAGCCUAGAUUCAGUCAGUUCAGUCUUAGUGCACAGUCCUGAAAACAAAAUCAAUUUACAAGGCCUCCAGGACAUCCUCCCAGAGUUUCUUCAGAACCGUUUCGUGGAGGCGGCCCUCAGCUAUGUGGCCUGCAAUUCAGAGGGUGAGCUUCUCUGUCGCAACAAUGACUGCUGGUGCCAAUGCAGUGGCAAGUUUCCGGAGUGCAACUGUCCUUCCACAGAUAUCAACAUUAUGGAGGACAAUCUGCGUAAAAGCAAAAAAGCCUGGGCCAGCUUUAAUGCAGACUUUGAGGAAUCAGAUGAAUACAAGGCUUUCCUGAAGAGACUCCCGACUGAUCGUUUUUUGAAUACAUCAAUCAUAUUCCAGUUCUGGGUGGCAGACACCAGUCUCCAGCGACGUUAUGGACAAUUGGAAGCCGGCAGCAGGCUGCUUCUUGAGAAAGCACAAAAGAUUGUCCGCAAACUUUUCAUGUUGAGCAAACGCUGCCCAAAACAGCCAAAGAUUAGCCUCCCCAGGGAAAGACCUUUGAGUUUUUGGCUGAACCGUGCCCAGUCCCUCUUAUACUGCAAUGAGCACAGCACUCCAGGAAUCUUUUCUGAAGAGGUCCAUGGCUGUACCUGCCCCUUUGAUCAGACAGCCUGCCAGGGGACAGUCCCGUGCAUGGUGGCGGAUGCAGCAGCUUGCUCCUCCUGUGCCCCUGACAAUCUCACCCGCUGCGCCAGCUGCAACCCAGGCUACCUGCUGCUUCAUGGUGCCUGCAAGCCCAAAGUUGCUGACUCUCUGGAUCACUACAUCAACUUUGACUCAGCCAUGCCAGACGCAGAGUUGAAGUAUCUCCUGCAGCAUCUGGACAGCAGGGUGGAAGUGCACGCCAUUUACAUCAGCAACGACAUCCGCCUAGGCAGCUGGUUCAACCCGGCCUGGCGCAAGCGUAUGCUUCUCACCCUAAAGAGCAACAAGAACAAGUCCAACCUCAUCCACAUGCUAAUGGGUAUCUCCUUCCAGAUCUGUUCCACCAAAAACAGUUCCCUGGAGCCAGUGCCUGCAAUCUAUGUAAACCCCUUCGGGGGAAGUCACUCUGAUAGUUGGUUCAUGCCUGUAAGCCAACAAGAUUUCCCAGACUGGGAAAGAACUAAAUUGGACGACGGACUUCAAUGCUACAACUGGACCUUAAUGAUGGGCACCAAGUGGAGGUCAUUUUUUGAAACUGUCCACAUCUACUUGAGGAGCCGGAUCAGGUCAGACGAUCCUAGUAGCAAUGAAACUCUCUUUUAUGAGCCUUUAGACCUCGGAAAUGGUUCAGACGACAUGGGCUACAUGAAGAUAAACAGCAUCAAGGUGUUUGGUUACAGCAUGCACUUUGACCCAGAAGGGAUUAGAGAUCUGAUCAUGCAACUGGACUAUCCCUACACUCAGGGAUCUCAGGACUCAGCUUUCCUCCUCCUGUUGGAAAUGCAAGAGCGGGUUAACAGGCUGUCCCCACACAACCCCCAGCGCCUGGAUCUCUUCUCCUGUUUGCUGCGGCAUAGGCUCAAGCUCUCCACUAGUGAGGUGGUUAGAAUUCGAGACUCUCUCCAGGCCUUUAGCUCCAAACUGCCAAACACAUCUGAUCAGAAACUAACCCAGCUAUGCAGUUAGAUUUGGACUCUGGGUGGUAUGUCAUGCCCCAAAAGAGAAGCUCUUAUUGUACAUGUUUAAUGGCACAUAACUAUUUUCAGUUGUGUAUACAUUUAAAUGAGGCAGAAGUUUGAGCAUGCAUGCUCUUUUUCAAGGUUAAUCAUAGGUGGAAGGAAAUUAGUUAAGAUGACCUUGCUGUUCAUCAACAAAAAUCUUUAUUUCAGAAGAGCAGAUGGGAGAUUGGUUUGACGUUGUUUAUGAAGCACAGCAUUCAGAAGAAGAAGCAGGAUAAACCUGUCAGUCUAAAAGUACACAACUUUUUUUCUUGUUUUACUUCUUUUGAAUGAUAGACAAAAAGAAAACAGAUUUUUUUACAGAACAUUUUGAUUGUAUUGAAUGUUGUGUUUCAGUAGUCUUUAUGUUGCAGGUGAACAAAGAAUGAAGAGCAGGUUUGGUUAUUACUGUACAUAAUCACCCUGUAUUACCCAUUGUUGCGUCUCUGCCUUUCAGUACUAUUCCACACUGUGCUUUGAAUGCGGGUCCAAGGAAUGUAAAUUGUAAUGUUUAGCUUUGUUAUUAAAUAUACUUGGGCACCAAAUUUCCAAUAAAUAGAACACCUUAUCAAGGGUUACCCCUGCAUUCACUUGAGCACAAUUAAGUCAGUGAGAUAUACUAACUAGAUUAUCAAAUUUAAAAAGUGGUUAAGUCACUCUUUAGUUUGUGAUUUCAUUGAAAUUAUGAAUCCCCUGUUCACUUGUGACUGACCUAAAAGAAAACUUUUUUGUGAUUCAGGACAGAAGUAAUCUUCUUUAAAUUGAAGACAGUGUCUUACAGUGGUUACAAAGGCCAAGAUAACAUUCAGUGUCUUUGUUGUUAAUUUAUAUACUUUAUUUAUCUACUAAUUGUGUAUUGUUUCCAAAUAAUAAAGUGAAAUGUGGAAAUUGUAAAAGUAAAAAUACCAAAACUAUUGUGAAGAUUUGUGUCUGUAUUUUUCCUUAUGUGGAGGUGUUCAUAUUUGGCAACCAAGCACACUUAUACAAUAACUGAACGAAAGCUAUUGCACAUUUGGCAGUGCAAUUUAAGCUGAAGAUAAGUUUUGAGCUGUCUGAAGCACUGAACAACUGAUUUGCCAAAGUACUCCCUCCUUUUAAAGCAACCAUUUCCCCCUUGCUUCUCAUUUGCAUAUCUGAAUCCUGUAUCAACAGUUUUAUUAUGAAAUAUCUUCUUAAAGUUUCUCUUCACAAGAUUUUGGACUUUUGUUUUGUACAUAAUCUUUUCUCUGAGGUUUGACGUGUUACUAUAGCAACACACACUUGGCGCUUGCUCAGUUGAACACCUCAGCUGGAACUGUGAUGAAAGUGGAUGUGAUCAGCACUUCUGUCUAUAUGCCUAGCAUUUUUACGUAGACACAAAAACUAUUGUAUAAUUUCAGCUUGCCAAAGGAUUUGCAGUCAGCAUGUCAAUCACAUGCUAAACUUGUGGAAUUGUUGUUGUUCAGCCUGGGAUUAGUUAACCUAAACCAUGCCUUUUUUCAAUUCUUAUAAAAUCUUUACUGAAAAGCCAUUGUGUUGGGGGCAAUGGAUGAAAAGCAAGGUAACAAUAUUCAGCAACUUAAUUACAGAGCAGCCUUUUACAUACUUCCCUCACAUCAGAGUAUCAUAAACUCUGUCAAGCCGUUCUUUUUGUUUUGCAUAGUCACAACAUGCAGUAUUUUAAACCGUGCUGUAAUGGUAAGGCCAAAAAGAAAUAUUGCUUUUUCAGCACAUGACUAAAAAAUGUGUACAUCACUGUUAAAAUGGCAAAUAUUCGAUGGCGAUGGUAAUGUGUCAUUGCCACUUCUUGUCAAACAGUUUAGGUACUGACUAAAACCCAAGGUUCUCUGUGAAGUGCUUUGGUUUUCUCACUGUAGGACUAUACUGAUGGGGCAGCUCCUGAAUGUAUUCCUAAAAUGGGCAUCAGCUGGAGUUUGUAAAUACAAGUUGUUUAUCUUUGUGUCAUUUAUAAAUCAUUGCCUGCCCUUCAACUAAUCCUUGCUACUCUGAGGAAUAGCUAAUCAAUCAAGGAGUGUCUUUAAUGCUGACUUAACUCUUAAUGACUGUCCAGCGAGAAAAAAAAGAAAACAUUUUGUAAAGAUUAUUCUCUUUCAAUGAUUUAUAAGGCCUCAACAUAACAGCAUUGGGAUUCUGUGUUGAAACUUGUCAAAAGCAGCAACUCCUUAGCUUUUCUGUCAUUUGGGUUUCUUUAUUUAAUGGCAUAUUUUUCUAUCCCCCCAUUAUAUCAUUCCACCAUCACCAGUAAGAUGGUAGGAGUGAGUGCAUGUUCACCUGUAGUAGCCUCUGCCUGUCCCAACCUGCUCCCGGAUCAUUGAAUGAGCCGGCAUGGCUUACUUCAAGCUUCCUCAAUAAAAUAUUCUGUUGACAUAGAUCAUUCUCAAAACUAACCAUAGAAGUGGUCUUUAAGAAAAUUGAUUAGGUGAGGGUUAUAAUUUGGGUUUGACAAGGAGUUAGAGAUUAUAUUUACUGUAGUCUUUCAAACAUGAAUUUGCUAAUUCUUGGGUUAGAAUAUGAAAGUGUCAUGAUAGGUAAGGAUAAGAAUUCAGGACAGGGUUCAAUUAAGUGCUGUUAGGUGUUUGGGUUAACAUUGCAUUUUGGGAUGGAGGUGUUUAAAUAAGUCUUUCCAAUCCAAAAAGUUUUUAUAUGUACAUUUUUCAUCCCCUCAUGCAUUCUAAGAAAUCAGCAUGAGAAAGAUCCAGAAGUUUAAAAGUUAAUGUAAUCCCAGGGUUGCCAAUGCACACAAACAAUGUACUGAAGAGGUUACUUUAGUGCAUGGAGUCUAGUGCCAUAUUCUUUCACAAUCCCCGAAAGUUGUACUAUACCAGAAUGAAAUCCAGCUGCUGGUAUACUUUGUUCCAUGUUGAUGGGAUUUUGAU
Molecule: messenger RNA, 5687 nt
Organism: Polyodon spathula (Mississippi paddlefish)
Lineage: Eukaryota; Metazoa; Chordata; Actinopteri; Acipenseriformes; Polyodontidae
Gene: brinp2
Product: bone morphogenetic protein/retinoic acid inducible neural-specific 2
Exons: 8
Coding region: 458-2779 (773 amino acids)
Biological process (GO): negative regulation of mitotic cell cycle; positive regulation of neuron differentiation
Source: RefSeq, a predicted model, not a curated record